Messenger RNA from Cataglyphis hispanica, 4096 nucleotides. RefSeq names its product transient receptor potential channel pyrexia-like. Gene Ontology annotation, cellular component: membrane. The transcript is spliced from 6 exons. Gene Ontology annotation, biological process: transmembrane transport; monoatomic ion transport. The coding region runs from base 990 to 3803 and encodes 937 amino acids. The record is from RefSeq and is a predicted model, not a curated record. NCBI's taxonomy places the organism in Eukaryota, Metazoa, Arthropoda, Insecta, Hymenoptera, Formicidae. Gene Ontology annotation, molecular function: protein binding; monoatomic ion channel activity.
CUAUCUGAAAUAUAUCUCAAAAAAUUUGUAUUUAUAUAAAAAAUACAUUUACAAUAAUAUUAUCAACAUUUAAUAUCAUUAAAAUAAUGUAAAAACAUUAUUUAUCUUCUUCAGAUCAGUUUAUAAUUUUCUUAUGAAAAAAAUUGUGUAAUUAUACGGAAAAUAAAUUUUUCAAAUAAAACGUUAAUAAUUAAUAACGUUAUAAAACAUUAAUAAUUAUUAUACUAUUAUUAAAAUACAAAUAAUAUAAAAUCGUCAUUCUUGUAUUCUCAUUCAGAUCUCUUCUUUAAUUUUCCUCGCAAAUUAAAGCAGAUGUAAGUCAGUCGUCUUAAUUGUUCAAUUACCAUAAGCGAAUUGUUAAAAUAUAUUUUUUCGUAUCUUCUAAUUAAUUAAAAACCUUUAUAAAAAAAUCAAUAUGUGCUAUGUUUCGAAUAGUAUCAUUAAUUGUCGAAUCCAUCGAAUAGAUCCUGCUAUAUUUAUGCAGGGAAUGACCAUGGGAGCGGAAUGAUAAGACAAUAGUUCCCGGCAAGAGUUCCGCAGGAAAAGAAUUUGCGGUCGGGGAUUUUCUUUCCUAUUUUCGUCGCUGAAAGAACGCGAGGAGUGAGAGAGAAAUGCAAGAGAUUAAUGGGAGCUAAAUAUAUAACAUGUGUUUUAUAAACACAUGUGCGUAUAUACUGUGAGAUAUACAAAGAGCCAGAACAGUCAGCUAAGUGCUCAGUAUUAGCGAGCAAGAGUGCGCGGCAGGAAGUAAUCAAUUUGACAUCAAAGAAAUUUAAUCAAACCACCAAUCUAAUAAGAUGUUUAUGAAUCAUCAUCACGUAUUGUCAAAAUCUGAAAAACAAUUAUAUUGUGAAUUUGUUUAUUAAUGUAGAAUCAAUAUUAUUGAUAUGUAGAGAAUGACGUCAAGUUGAUUUAAUGAAGAAAUUCUCUACGACUGGCCAUGUUAUUGGAUAUCUCUAAAAAGUGCGAAUCCAAAGAAAAAUGUGACUAUGUCGAUUCUCAGGAAGAACUUCUUUGAGAAAUUCACUGGCAGUCGUUUAACGCGAGAAGCGCCAAUGAUGGAGACUGCCAACAAGAAGACACCGUCCAUCGUAAUCAACAAUGAGGAAGAACAUGAGGAUAUUUGGUUGAGCGAAAUAGAAAAUGGCAGUAUCUCCUCCGAGGACAGUUCGGAAUCUGUCACGUGUUACAUACGAGCCGCACCGAUGACACAAGAACAACCUUGGAGCAAGGAAGAAGUUGAAGUGGCAUUAUCAAAUCUUCCAGGAGGCGAGACCGCUCUGUCUCUAAUUUCCGUUCUUCAUGGCGAUGCUCUACAAAAGGUUCUGAAAGAAUUUCAAUGCUUGACUCUCGACGAAAAUGUAGAUCUCAGGCAUCGCAAGCUCUCGUUACCCACAUUUGCAAAUGGAUUUAUGCGAAAAGCUCUAUUGGCUAACGAAAACGGAGCAGCGGCCGCCGCAACUCCGGGACAGCUACUUGCAAGAUGGCCAGACACGUGUUUACUGAUUUCUAGUUGGCUGGGUCAUGUAGAGAUUGCGAAAGCUUUGUUGAAUAAAGGCGCACCAGUUUCCACAAGUGACAACGAUGGAAGAACGUCGUUACAUCUGGCAGCGUGCGCUGCAUCUACGAAAAUUGUGGAAGAGCUAUUGAAACACGGUGCUGAUCCAUGUAAGUGGGAUUUCGGGAAAAAAUGCACCCCAUUGCAUUGCGCUGCCGCAGCUGGUUGCGUUGCAACCGUCAAAUGUCUGAUUAAAUCGGGCGCGGAUGUGGAUGCCGGCUUAUCCGGCAGAAGUCCGCUUCACUAUGCCGUGCUGAACAACGCCGGGGAUUGCGUCGAGGCUCUAUUGCAAGCAGGUGCUUGUCCUAAUAAUCCACAGGUUUAUACUGAGACACCUUUGCACGUAGCGGCUGGUCUUGGCAAUGUCCAUUGCACCAAGUUGCUAUUGAGUCACGGCGCAGAUGUGAGAGUGCAAAUGGGAGUCGCGAGAUCAACGCCUCUACACUUAGCGGCUGAAGAAGGCAGCGCGGAAUGCACUAGAUUACUGCUAAACGCCGGCGCGAGUUGGGAAGCGAGAAACUCGCGUGGUCAGACGGCGAUGCACUUGGCGGCGCUUGCCCAAUCUGUAGAGACAAUGGACGUGCUGAUUAGUGUCGGUGCGACAGUAGACGCAGAGGACAAUGAAGGGCGUACCCCUUUACAUGCUGCGGUUGCGAAGGCCCUAAGAGGCAGCGAAUUGAUCAAGACUUUAAUACAAGCAGGCGCGUCAGUCAACAAAGCGGAUAAGUUCGGUUACACGCCGCUGCACAUUGCGGCCUUGAACGAGAGCUCAUCUACGGUGGUAAUAUUGUUGUCAAAAGGUGCCGAUGUGACGGCGCGUACCAAAGGCGGCAUUACUGCCCUUAGCUUCAUCAUACGCCGCACCCCGGAUGUGUUAUCGCGAUUUGUGGCGCGUCUCGAUCAAGCAAUUUCGCUGCACGAUCACGAACUAGGCGAUGUGGAUUGUGAGUUGCGAUUGGAUUUUCGACCGUUGGUACCGGGCGGUCGCAGCGAGACAAACCUAAUGCUCUGCCUGGUAGAGGUCGGUCAGGGCCAUAUGCUAAAGCAUCCGCUAUGCGAGAGCUUUCUUUAUCUUAAAUGGCUGCGUAUUCGUAAAUUCUUCCUGCUCAGUUUCAUGUUUCAUUCGAUUUUCGUCGCUUUCUUCACCGGCUUCGUCGGUGCAACGUAUUUAUGGCACAUGGAGCGGCUGAGCAGUGUUCUCCUUUGGCCAGUCCUAGGUUUCACCUGUGUGCUCGCAGGUAAAGAGAUCUUCCAGAUCGCCCAUGGUAUUUGCUGUUAUGCUAAACGCUGGGAAAAUUGGCUGCAGUGGAGCGUGAUCGUGGCAUCCGGUAUUAUUCUGAUUCCGCCAGCAUGUGACUGGCAGCAUCACAUCGCUGCUCUGGGUAUCCUGCUGGCCUGGAUCGAGCUGAUGAUUGUGGUCGGUCGUUUCCCCAUGUUCGGCAUCUACGUACAAAUGUUUACCCAAGUGUCCAUCAAUUUCUUCAAAUUUCUCUCGGCCUACGUUUGCCUGAUAGUCGGCUUCUCUUUCGGCUUCAAUGUGCUGCACGAAAAGUAUAAGUCCUUCGCUAAUCCGCUGAUCAGUUUACUCAAAACGGUGAUUAUGAUGUCUGGUGAGCUGGAAUUCGAGGACGUUUUUUUCGAUGAGAAGGCACCGCUCAUGUAUCCUGGCACGGCACAUCUCAUGCUUCUUAGCUUCGUUAUUCUGGUAACAGUGAUUCUGACGAAUCUGAUGGUUGGCCUGGCUGUGUCAGAUAUCCAGGAGUUACGCAGAAGUGCUGGUCUCGAUCGAUUGGUGCGUCGCGCUGAACUGGUGGCUCAUCUCGAGAACAUGCUGUUCUCGAAGUUGCUCGAUUGCGCUCCCGCGUGCAAAAUAAUACAAGCGUGCAGAAGAAGCGCGCUGUUGCUACAUUCUCCGUACCACUGCGCCCUGCAUAUUCGGCCAAAUGAUCCGCGUGAGAAACGUUUACCGCGGGAGCUCAUCCGGGCGGUAUAUCGCCUGAUCAGCGAACGGAAAACGAGACGAGCGACUUUCCGUGGCGGCGUGCCACCGCAAAAUAUCGUCGCGAAUGAACCGAAUCACGAGAGACUCAGCAGAAUGUACAGCAACGAGAGUAAUCAGCAGCUGAACGAGUUUGCGGCUGAGCUGAAGAGAUGUUCGUAUAACAUCAGUACCAGGUUGGAUAGUCUGACAAACAAGAUGGAGAGUAUUGCCCGAGAUUUAAACCUAACGAUGCAUUUACAUUAACAUUGCCUAAUAUUCUGUCUUGAUCAUUUAUAUUGUUCGAAAAAAAAAACGACAAACCGAGACACUCGAAUGAUCUGCUAGAGUCCAAAAUUAAAGAUAGAAAGAUGCAAAAAUGUGAUAAGAGAUUCAAAUAAUUAGCAAUUCAAAAAUGUUUUGAGAACUUUAACGACAUAAUCAGUGGUGAUCCAAUAAAAAAAUGAAUAAAUCUAAUGAAUCGCGUAUUUCCAAAACGAUUUAUAUAGAUACAUAUAUUUAUCAUAAAUUAUAUGAAAUUCAAUUAUUUUUUUAUUUUG